Messenger RNA from Fusarium verticillioides 7600, 204 nucleotides. RefSeq lists its product as hypothetical. The record is from RefSeq and is a predicted model, not a curated record. The transcript has a single exon. Bases 1 to 204 code for a protein of 67 amino acids. Lineage: Eukaryota; Fungi; Ascomycota; Sordariomycetes; Hypocreales; Nectriaceae.
AUGGCGCCCAUCUUCGCUGCAGCAUGGGCCGAUUGUUCGACAAGUGUACGAAGCUCCGCCCUUGCCGCAGUCGUGCGGCGGGCCAGCAACGUUUCUCUCUCCGCUGGGCAGAUUAUGGGCAAAUACACUUGUGGUGGUGUGGCUCAAGGAGCCAAAAACGCGUAUGGCAACGGAUAUCUGAGUGUUCACAUCCGCAAGCCUUAG